ACUUCCCGGGCCCCGCGCCGGCGCACUGGCCAGAGGAGCCGGAGCUCUGUGGCUGUAGCGGCGGCGGCGGCAGGGGGGGAAAUGGCGGCCGUGGUGCUGGUGUCGGUGGAGAGCGGCUUGGGGGUGAUGCCGGGCGGGAGCCCGGCUGCGUGUGGGGCUCCCGCGGGUCCCUCUGCGCCGGGUUCGUGGAGCCGGGCCCUGGACCGGGCCCUGGAGGAGGCGGCGGUGAGCGGGUCGCUGAGCCUGAGCGGCAGGAAGCUGCGGGACUAUCCGCGGGGCAGCGCCGCCAACCACGACCUGAGCGACACCACCCAGGCCGAUUUGUCACGGAACAGACUCUCGGAGCUCCCUGCAGAAGCUUGUCAUUUUGUUUCUCUUGAGAGCCUUAACUUGUACCAGAACUGCAUUCGUUAUAUCCCAGAGGCCAUCCUGAACCUACAGUCUUUAACAUUUCUAAAUAUCAGUCGAAACCAGCUUUCAACAUUGCCAGUACACAUGUGUAGUCUACCGUUGAAAGUUUUGAUAGCAAGUAAUAAUAAGUUGGUCUCACUUCCUGAAGAAAUUGGACAGCUCAGACACCUGACAGAGCUUGACGUGAGCUGUAAUGAAAUACAGACAAUACCUCCACAGAUUGGCAGUCUGGAGUCUUUGCGUGACCUGAACAUUAGGAGAAAUCAUUUGGUGCAUUUACCUGAAGAACUUGCAGAAUUGUCUUUGAUUCGAUUAGAUUUCUCCUGCAAUAAAAUCACAACAAUCCCUGUUUGUUAUCGGAACCUCAGGCAUCUUCAGACAAUCACACUAGAUAACAACCCUCUACAGUCACCCCCUGCACAGAUAUGCAUAAAAGGAAAAAUCCACAUAUUUAAAUACCUGAACAUAGAAGCGUGCAAGAUAGCUCCAGACUUGCCUGAUUAUGAUAGGAGGCCCAUGGGAUUUGGCUCUUGCCAUGAGGAACUGUACUCCAGUCGUCCCUAUGGAGCACUAGAUUCUGGUUUCAAUAGUGUGGACAGCGGAGACAAAAGAUGGUCAGGGAAUGAACCUACAGAUGAGUUCUCAGACCUCCCUCUGCGAGUGGCAGAGAUCACAAAAGAGCAGAGACUGCGAAGAGAGAGAGAGUACCAGGAAAACCGAGGGAGCACUGUUGUAACUAAUGGUGGAGUGGAACAUGAUCUGGAUCAGAUUGACUAUAUUGAUAGCUGUGCCACUGAAGAGGAAGAGGAAGAGGUGAGGCAACCCAAGUGCAUGGAGUCAGAGAGCCUCAGCUCACAAUUCAUGGCAUAUAUUGAACAACGGCGAAUCUCUCAUGAGGGCUCACCAGUAAAGCCAGUACCCAUCAGAGAUUUUCAGAGAACAGAAGAUACAAGACGAUACUUGCAUCAAAAUAGGGAUACUGAUGAAUUACGAAGACCAGAAACACUAAGCUUGAUGCAGGACAGAGAGCGACACCAAGGACAAAGGAGUUAUGUGGACAAGGCAGAGAGAGCCCCAGGUGAUUCAUCUUACCUUCUGUCUCUGUCCAACAACCACAAUCAGAUCUCUCAUACAGACAUUGAACUUCACCGAAGGCGAGAGCACGUAGUGGAGCAUACUCGGAGAGAAGCCCAGCUUGCAGCACUUCAGUAUGAGGAGGACAGGAUGAGGACGAAACAGAUCCAGAGGGAAGCUGUGCUUGACUUUGUCAAACAAAAGGCAUCCCAGAGUCCUCAGAAGCAAAGUCCUUUGGAUAGUGAGUGUCCUUUUCCAUCCAGAAGGUCUCAGCACACUGAUGAUAGUGCCUUGUUAGUGAGUGAUGACAGAUCUACUAUUUCACCAGGUUCACCUACUACUCAAACAGUCCAUCUUUCCUCUCUGUAUCCUGGCACUGCCGCUCCUCCUUCCUAUAGAAACCCUUCCCAGCGACCUGAGAGUUUCCUUUUCCGAGCAGCUGUAAGGAUGAAAUUAACAAGAGCUGUUGCUUCAUCUCCCUCUUCUGCCUCAUGUCCUCCUCAUGAUUCUACAGACCCUAGAGCAAGGCAGAACUCCAAGCAACGUGAGGAAGAGUUGGAGCUAAUAGAGCAACUGCGGAAGAAUAUUGAGUCACGGUUAAAAGUGCCUUUGCCCAGUGAUCUUGGAGCAGCUCUUACUGAUGGAGUUGUUCUCUGCCACUUAGCCAAUCAUGUGUGGCCUCGAUCUGUUCCCAGCAUCCAUGUCCCCUCUCCUGCUGUACCUAAGCUAACAAUGGCAAAAUGCAGACGAAAUGUGGAGAAUUUCCUGGAAGCUUGCAGAAAGAUUGGUGUGCCUCAGGAGCGAUUAUGUUUGCCUCUGCAUAUUUUAGAAGAGAAAGGUUUGACACAGGUAGCAGUGACAGUCCACGCACUUCUGGAGCUUGCACCCCCAAAGCAGCAACAUCACCACUUGUCUGCUGCGUAAAGAUCUCCAGGACCUUUUGGUUUCCCUUGGCUAAGCAGAAGAACAUGAAGACUUUACUGCUGAUGCAGUGUAUCCAAACACACAGAGCUCUGUUCUAAGAAGGAAAUUAGCUUCUGUGAUUCCUGACAGGAAUGUUUUGCUUCAUUUCUCCACUUUUUUUGGAGAUCACACCAGUUUCCAUUUAAUUUUUUACCAAUAUUUUUUCUCAUUUAUAAAGUGAGGUUUUUUCUUGGGGAAAAUUCCUUUCUCUGGUUGUUUAGAAGCAUCUGUUAAAACUGACUAUGUAGAUUCAGGGGAUUUAUAUAUACAGUCUGAAAAGCUGUAAGAUUCCUACUAGGAUGUAUUUCCAAAGGGGAUGUUUCCAUUGCGACACAAUGAUGGAGACUGCUUGUCCUCCCUAUGAGUCCCAGAGAGAGUUUUCCCUGCUUCUAAGAAACGCCAGCUCUUUCCAUUGCAUAUAAAGAUUGUGUUUUGAAGCUGAUGAUACUCAGUUUUUCAAAGCAAGACUGAAACUGAUUCUUUAAUCUGGGUUGACAUGUCCUCAAUAUUAAAAAUAUAUAUAUAGUGCUGUUGUUUUUUUUUUUUUUCCAGGGAAAACAUACUGCUUGUUACCUCCAAAAGGAACACACAUUUCAGUGAAAGAUACUAAACCAUAACUGUUCAAAUAUUUUUAUUAAAUCAAAAUAUUUGCUGGCUUUAAGCUUCGGUUGGUUAUAAAUCUAUCUUUGUAUUGGAAUCUUUCCCACUUCAGUGGGAAACAUCUUAUCACCCUUCAUGCCCUCACCUACCCAUCAUGGGGACUCGGUUAGUAAAUGGUAAUGUUAAAUUGGCCUAUGGCUUGUAUUGCUGCAAUAAUGAUUGAAGAUUUUCCUAUGAAGAAUCAUGUACCUAUUUUCAAUCCACUGCAAAUAAUCAUGAGCUAUCAAACCAUCCAUUAGAGAUCUGUUAUCCAAUUAUGUUUUCAAUUGAAAACAACACACAGCCACUCCCUUACACCAGUGAAGACUCCAGUUAUGUAGGAACAAAUCAUUGUAGGAAAGAAUGAGAUUAUUGAAUUCCCAGAGUCGUUCUGUGUGUUAGCUCUGCUUUCAAAGUGCCAGUCUUUUGCAAAAGGAAAUUUCUGUGGCGGGGUUUGACAGAAUGUGUUAAUAAAGCAUGUUUUCUAGUAGUUCAGACAGUGGUAUAAACUGCCUUUGUCCCCUCCGCCUACCUCCUUUUCCCCAAAAAGUGGACAUUCAAAAUAUGUGAACAGGAAACUGAAAAUAAGGUAUGUAUGUUACUUUAAAGGUGACUGGCAAAGUCCAGACUUCCUGGCUGCGUUGGCCUCCCUGAUGAGGCUGGGUCACAUCCAGCUCUGCAGUAACUUAAUUUUUUAUAUAUAGUAAUGUUUUAAAAAUCCUUUUCUCCCACAGUAAAAUCCUCUUGAUAUUUCCUGGGGUAUUCCAGAAGACACUUCUGCCAUUAUCAUGGAUUGCACAGGGUGUGAAUGAGACUUCUGGUAUUUGUGGUGUUCCAUUCUGGGGUAUUGUUAGUGAACCAGUAAUACCAAGAGGUUUUCAGAAGGGAUGAAGUGAGCAGAAGAAAUGGAAAAAAGGUUAGUUAAAAGUUUUCUUUGCUGUAAUAAGCCUGGUCAUGGGAACACUUAAGCACAGAAGUCUGGGCUUAGCUGAAUUUUCCCUUUGAAUUUGUCAUUCCAUUCUCACCCUGAUUUGUUUGCCUAAUAAUUAUUUCAUGGUAGCUUGUGGUAACUGUUGUCCCAACGAUUUCGCAUAAGGACUUAUUUUGCUUCAUAUUGAUGUUGACACCACUGAUCACACCAUAGGUCUAGAAAAACACAUGAAGGAUAUUUAAAACUAGAGUCGCACAGUUGAUAAGAGAAAAUAUUUUCAUAAUGUGUAAGUGGCUGUCUUGGUUUCUGGAAGAUCUGAGUAUGCCAGUAACAUGCAUCAUAAAAAGGAAGAGUGCAGCUCUGUACAGGUACACCUUCCCCCAGCAAAUGGUGUAGACUGUGUUUCGCAGCACCUUGUUCCAGGUGAAGGCUUGCAAUGGACAGAGCUGGUCCUUGAAGGAUUAUGUGGCAGUGAAAGGAGAAUUUUUUUUUACUGCAAUCUCUGCCAUUUGUUGAAUGGGGGAUGUAGAUUUCUGGCAUCUCACUGCUGACACUAUAGACUAGUGGUUCCCAAACUUUCUCAUGAUCUCCCCCACCCCAUCUCCUGAAGCAGUGGUGCCAGUUCAGCUAUUUCUUGGGAGGAGGGCAAAUUUUUUCAACCCCGUGCUGCCCCACAGCCAGCCCUACUCUCCCCCACCCACUCCCCAGGGUACCUUGGAGGGAGUUGUCAUUGCAUUGUAGAACAGGCAGAGCACACGGCCUGGGCACCCUGCCCCAUCAGUGGUGGGAGCACAGACUCUCUGUCCCUCCUCGGUACUGCAGCUCCCUGCUAGGCUGGGGGGCUCAUUUCAGCACCACCACCCGUUGGAUUCUUCUGCCAGCAGCAGAGACCAGCCUCUCUGCAGCCAGCUCCAUGUACCCCAGGAUGGAACCAUCAGCAACUCCCCUGCCUCCCCUCCCUGCUGGCUCGAGGCUUCCAGCAACGCCAAGUGGAGAUGCCAUGGGUUCUUGCUGGAGGGCCCAGCAGGCAGAGCGGGACUGGAUACCACGCAUGUCCCCUCCAGAGCCCCUGCCUCCCUCAUGCUGCUCCUUACCCCUCUUCCCUGAUGGCUCAAAAUCUUGCAACCUCCUGCGGGUUUUGACCCCCAGUUUGGGAAACUGAUAUAGACAAUUCUGCCAUAGACCAUAAAUGUUUCCUUAUGGGUUGUCUACAAAUCAUUGUCAAAGGGGAGUAACAAAUUAAUCUGAAUUCUCGGUACUAGAUACUUUUUAUUCUCUGUACUUGGGUAUUAGGUUUUGUUUAAUAGAUCGAAAGGAGGAUGCAAUAUUUAGAUUUAUCCACUGUAAGAAAUCUGUUAAACUUAAUGUGGAAUUGUGAGAGUCUGUUGUUUGCUCCAGCCUAGCUUCCCAGACUUACGGAAACUGACCGUAACAGCAUUCAUGUUGGUAGAAGCUGGACAUGUCAUAAAUGUUAAUUUUUGGAAAACUAACAAUUUGGAGUUUGAGUCUGACUUUCAAUAAAUGGCCACUUCUCUGUUGUAAAAUCAGCCACUGUUGCACACAAAUGUGUGUAGCCGAAUUUUACAUCAGCAACUAUGCUUGUAUGCCUGGUCAGGUGUAUGCUCCUAUUUCCUUUACAGUUCUAAACAAACAUUUCCCUCUAGCAAGUACACAUUUGUGUGGUCAUGUUAGUUUGACUCUUUAAUUUUGUGUUUUCGUGCUGGCAAACGCUAAACGUUGACCAGACAUUGAGGAUGAAAAUCCAAAUCUGAAAUGUCAAGAUACGGUUUAUUCUUGAUGUAUUAUACUAAAAAACACUUCUGUUUUCUGUUGUAAUGAAAUGGGAUGGGAUUUUUUGGUAUAUUUAUGUGCACUUUUUGUUAUAGCCAGUUAAAAAAUAUUUUAAAGAAAACACAUUGGAUUUCAUUUUGUGUGCUAAAGCUAGUAUUAAUUGUAGUCUUUUCCUUUUGGGGCCUUUGUGUUGGGGAAAAAUCCAUUUCAGAGUGAAGCAUUUGCUAGUAUGUUUAUGUUCCUUACACACCUUGUUGAGCACUGAAGAAAAUUGAGGAUCGAUAAUGUUACGAAAUAGAAAUUGAAGUGGCACUGGCACUUAAUGGUCCUUGAUGGUGUUGGAAUGAUCUGGUCAGGAAAUAGGGGAUUUUGAUUUCUCCUUCUUCAGAACUAGUGACAGGGGAAACUUGUUAGGAAAGCCCCUUCCUUGCUGGUUUAUUAAAUUCUAGACAACAUUUUACAGCACUGAGAACAAUUCUGUUGCUCUUAGCAGUAACGUGAUAACUGGUGAUGUUUUGAAUCCUUUUAUGACUUUAAAUGGACAUCUUUGACAUUUUUGUUUUAGAAGCAGAGGAAUUCUAAGGUGGAUUUAAACAUUUAAAAAAAAUCUUUUGUAUAGAUAUUCUGUUUUACAAACAAUCUAAUUUUGUUUCUGAAAACCUUGUAAACGUGUAAUUAAUAGAGUAAAGGAUUUUUUAAAGCUCCCACCUAUACUUGUAUGUCUGUAAAUACAUUCCAUAAUUUCUAAGACUGUUAAGUAUAAAUAUGCCAGAAUAUUGUGUACUUUAUUUUAAAUUGCCUGUAUGCUGUUAGUUGAACUUCUAGCACACUGAUAAUAUAAAACCAAAUACUUGGGUAAUUUGAAAUAAAGUUUUAAAAUCUA
Dermochelys coriacea (leatherback sea turtle) is the source of this 6692-nucleotide messenger RNA. It is a transcript of the gene LRCH3, whose product is annotated as leucine rich repeats and calponin homology domain containing 3. Bases 82 to 2409 code for a protein of 775 amino acids. The transcript is spliced from 21 exons. Gene Ontology annotation, molecular function: protein binding. The record is from RefSeq and is a predicted model, not a curated record. Lineage: Eukaryota; Metazoa; Chordata; Testudines; Dermochelyidae.